Molecule: messenger RNA, 675 nt
Organism: Lactuca saligna
Lineage: Eukaryota; Viridiplantae; Streptophyta; Magnoliopsida; Asterales; Asteraceae
Source: the annotation of a GenBank genome assembly
AUGCGAAUUGUAGAGGAACAACGAACAAAGCAACAAAAUACUACCACAAGUUUGAUACUAACAACUGCAAGGGGUGGUACGAAGAACAUGCCUAGCCAAACAACCAACAAAGCAAGACCGAUUGAGUUUCUUCGUGAUCAUUUGAAGACCAACUCAGUGGUUAACAUCAAAGCUGAUUCUUGGAUUUUUCAAGUUAGGCCAUAUCAUUUUUCGGUUACAUGUGAAGAUUAUUUUCGCUUGUUGAGAAAACAAACAGAUAUUUCCAUUAUAACAACUUGGCAGAUUAAGCAUUGGGUUCUCUUGGUGAUGAUCUAUCACUGCAAUCGUUUUGUGUACGUUUUGGAUUCUCUUAAGAAGCCUGUAGAAAAGCUCGGCACUUACUGCUUGCUCAAAAAGCAUGUGUACAUGGAUUUCACGAGAUAUGAAAAAGACAUAUCAACUUCAAUUGGAUGGAUUCUCACUGAGAACUAGGUGUUUUAGAGAGUGGACAUUACUUAAUGAGAUGGAUGUGUGACUUUGUCUUGACCAAACAAUAUGGAUUUUCAAAUAAAUCUGAUAUUCUUUGGAAUGAUGACACUCAUGAGAAAAAGAUGUUGGUUUCGAUCGUAGCUAUGUGGGUCAGGGAAUUUUUGAAUCAUUAUAUAAAUGACAUGGUCCUUUAAAAAACAUAUAUGG